AUGAUGUGUUUAGAAAUCAAUACUUCAAAGCUAUUGCUGCUUCCAUCCGAAGUAUUGGAAUUGGUGCUUUCAUAUAUCCCCACAAUCAAUUUGUUGUCAUAUGCCAAUAUACCGAAUUUAGAUGAUCUCUUAAAAUGUGAAUUAAAUAAUCGGCACGUUAAAGUCUAUCUCCAUACAAGAUAUAUUGGAGAUAUUAUACAUUCAGAGGAACCGAAGUUCUGGGAUAGAACACCAAUUGGUGACGAGACAAGGUUGGACCUGCGAAGCAUUCCACCGUCUGAAGGUUUCGAUAGUAUCGAGUUUAGAGAACCUGAUUGCGUAGAAAGGUUUUUGGAUUUCAGGAAAAGACAUCCUAACUUGAGUCCAGAAUUGAGGAUCCAUGAAACUGCUGUUUUAGAGAAGUUGCUUAGGGAAGACCCUUGGUGCUUUCAAGAUAUCCGGAGCCUAAAUGUUAUGGAAAGCGGGGACCCGAAAGAACAAGAAGAGUUUGUGAACGCAGUUUCUAGUUUUGCAUACAACAUAGAUACUAUUCGAAUGUCCAAUCUAGCUGACUGUACUCUCCCGAGAUCGGUUAGACUGUUAGAACUAUUUAAUUUUCUGGAACAGAAGUAUCAUUUACGGUCCCCGUCAAUAGAAUAUCAACUAAAAGAAUUAACUAUACUCUCUGCAAUUGAAGUUGAAGAUUGCAAAUACUUACCAAGAUCAUUACAGAGUUUAAAUACAGACAUAAGCUUGGAUGAUCCAAGAUGUACACUCGACUUACCAUUAACAUUACAACAGCUUGUGAUUACAUUUGCACCCUGGCCCUACGUUACAGAAAUAGAUAUUUCCAAACUUCCUAGUUUAGAGAAAUUGCGUCUAGUUCGCUUUCCUCUAGAAGAGUUAAAGGGAUUGCACGCUCCCAAGCAAUUGGAAAGUUUGACCAUCAUGUCAAAUACUUUACGAGCGUUGGAAAGUAUAGAGCAGUACACCAUGCUCAAGGAACUCCUGGUUGCAAUUCUCCGCUCCGGUGCAAAGUCGGUGUUGGAUUGUACCUUACCUGAUUCCUUACAAAGGUUUUAUUUUGACUGGUGGACUAUGGAUGAAAGUGAGAUGGUUGAAGAUCAGGAGGUCGAAGAGCUGUAUCGUAAGUCUUCAAUUAUUUUGCCUUUGAAUCUCAAGCUGCUUCGGCUUACAACAAAUUCUCCAUUACUUUGCUUGAAAGAGUGGAUUAUCCCAUGGUCAUUAAGGACUCUUUCAUUUCAAGUUACCAAGUUACCGGUCGGGUUCAAGAUUCCACCAAAUUUGAUAUCCCUUUCCAUAAUAUGUUCAGAGAAUGGUUUCUUACCUCGUCCUUUACCCAAAUCCUUGGUUCGAAUAAUCACGACUUUGUUACCACCAAACAAAUCGUGUCUAAAAAAUUUGACAAACUUGACCUAUCUUAAUUGUCAGUUUCUUGAACAAGAAAGGAUAUACUUUGACUGGAAAUUACCAUCUAGUUUAAAACGUUUGAUAGUUCAUUACAAUUACUUAGAAACUUUGAAACUAAACGUUCCAAACCUAAAGGCAGUGGAGUUGUUUCUUAGAUUUCCUAACCUUUUGGAAAAAUUAGAGCUACCUUCUUCUGUAAUUGAUUUGAGAAUACAUAGCGUCAAAGAUAACGAUGAUGCAGAAUUGUCCAUUUCAAAGAAACAUAAACUUCCUACACAAUUAAGGGUGAUUAACCUAUUGCACGUUUUUAUGGAUUCAGAAUCACUUAAUAAUUUACACUUGAAAAACUUUCAGUAUUUGUGGUAUAUUAAUCUAUAUAAAAAUCAGAUCAAGAAAGUUGCAGAUGGGAUGUUUCCUGCUUCCACAAAAGUACUCAUCCUUCUGAGUAAUUUCUUAGAUGAAGUCGACCCUUAUGCAUUCAAGAAUCUACCCAACUUACAGUACUUGUACUUGUCUCGUUGUGAUCUUGGACUAGGGGCAGUAAAAAAACAACCUUUGGAAUUCUCGACUUCUUUGAAGUAUGUACAAUUAGCAUGCAACUACCUAAGAGAUGUUGACAGUUUUCAUUUUCCCUCGGAGAAUAUGACUAGAAUAGGACUUACUUUCAAUCACUUUCCUGAUAACGAGAAAAUUGUUGCAACAUUGAGAACUAGAUUGGGAGAUAAUGUGGUCGUUGAAGUGUAG
Messenger RNA from Hemisphaericaspora subhashii, 2154 nucleotides. Its product is annotated as leucine-rich repeat domain-containing protein. Bases 1 to 2154 code for a protein of 717 amino acids. The record is from RefSeq and is a predicted model, not a curated record. The transcript has a single exon. Gene Ontology annotation, molecular function: protein binding. NCBI's taxonomy places the organism in Eukaryota, Fungi, Ascomycota, Pichiomycetes, Serinales, Debaryomycetaceae.